AUGGCUUGGCUUGGUGGGUUAGAAUUUGCAAUUGCGAGAUGCAAUGAUCAAAACUUCACUAGCUUAGAAGUGAACUAUGCCAUUACAUGGGGCAGAAGCCAUGUCUCCUUCCAGGAUCAAGGAAGACAGAUUCAACUUUCUAUGGAUAAAUCCUCUGGUUCUGGAUUCGGUUCCAAGUUGAACUACAGCUCGGGGUUCUUCGAUCUGAUGAUGAAGCUGCCAAACAAAGACUCUGCUGGAAUUGUCACUGCAUUUUAUUUAUCGUCUCACACGAGUGACCAUACCGAGCUGGACUUCGAGUUCUUGGGCAACAGAGAAGGGAAGCCUAUCACUCUCCAAACUAAUGUCUUCAUUAACAGCCAUGGAGAAAGGGAGCAAAGGCUCUUCUUGUGGUUUGACCCCACCGCCAAUUUCCAUCACUACCAAAUACUUUGGAACUCCUACCAAACUGUGUUUUAUGUCGAUGAUGUCCCUGUUCGAGUUUUUCAAAACCUGUCUUUUGCGGGAGUUGAGUAUCUGACUCAGCCAAUGAGAAUAGAGGCUAGCAUUUGGAAUGGUGAGGAUUGGGCAACAGAUGGAGGCGAAGAGAAAAUUAACUGGGACUAUGCUCCAUUUCUGGCUCAGUUCCAAGGAUUUGAUGUGGAGGGUUGCGAUUCGGAUGGCGGUUUGGAUUGCUCAUCUGGCGAGCUGUGGUGGAAUGUGGAGAGGUACAGAGAGCUGAGUUCUGAUGAGAAGGAAGCUUAUGAGAAGGUGAAGAGGAGUUACUUGUACUACGAUUACUGCAAAGACGUGGCCAGGUUUCCUCAUCACCUACCUCCUGAAUGCAAACUAAUGCAGUAAAGAGAAAGAGAAGCAAAAUAUCGCACGAGAUAGUCGUGCAUUAGCUUUUAAGAUGAGACAAUAAGAAACACAACUAUAGAAUUCUUUGUCCCACUGCCUUUACUUUUGUUUGUCGUCAUAGUUGUUGUUUGGUCGAAAGGAGAGUCUACAUGAGUCAUUGUAAUUGAGAAAUGAUCCCCCUUCUCAGAAGCUCCAAACCUCUUCCUAGCCCUUGGAGCUCAGUCAGAAUCGAACAUUGCACUUCCUUUUCUGAUCAUCCAGCAGUG
This is a messenger RNA of Zingiber officinale, 1106 nucleotides long. RefSeq names its product xyloglucan endotransglucosylase/hydrolase protein 2-like. Gene Ontology annotation, molecular function: xyloglucan:xyloglucosyl transferase activity; hydrolase activity, hydrolyzing O-glycosyl compounds. The coding region runs from base 1 to 840 and encodes 279 amino acids. Lineage: Eukaryota; Viridiplantae; Streptophyta; Magnoliopsida; Zingiberales; Zingiberaceae. The transcript has 4 exons. Gene Ontology annotation, biological process: xyloglucan metabolic process; cell wall biogenesis. The record is from RefSeq and is a predicted model, not a curated record. Gene Ontology annotation, cellular component: cell wall; apoplast.